AUGGGAUCCAUCGGAGUAUGCUACGGAAGGUUGGGCAGCAAACUCCCCCCGCCCGCUGAGGUAAUCCAGCACUAUCAGUCGCUUAACAUUCGAAAGAUGAGAAUCUACGACCCGAACGUGGAGGUUCUACGGGAACUCAAAGGAUCCAACAUCGAGCUCCUCCUCGACUGCCCGGCACCUCUCAAGACCAUCGCUGAGAACCCUUGGGCUGCCCAAGGUUGGGUCAGGAAUGUUGUACUGGCCCACUGGCCGGAUGUCCGUAUCCGGUACAUCGCCGUGGGAAACGAGGUGAUCCUCACAAGAGGGGAAGCGGAAUACAUUCUCCCUGCGAUGCAGAACAUCUAUAUAGCCCUCACGGCGGCCGGCCUACAGGACAAGAUCAAAGUGUCUACCUCUGUACAGUAUAACGUCCUCGGGGCUUCGUUUCCACCUUCGGCGGGUGAAUUCUCAUCGGAGGUUAAGUCAGUGAUGGUGCCGAUAGCAGCUUUCUUGGCCAUUACGAAUGCGCCACUGCUCGUCAACAUCUAUCCUUACUUCAGUUACGCAGGGAAUCCAGAAGAAGUCGACCUCUCGUACUCCUUGUUCACGUCGCCGGAGCCGGUCGUCUACGACCCCGAUAGUGACCUCGAGUAUCAAAACUUGUUCGACGCCAUGGUCGACGCUGCGCACGCAGCACUGGAGAAUGUCGGAGCCGGAGGUGUAGAGAUCGUCGUCUCUGAGAGCGGGUGGCCUUCAGCUGGCCAUUCUGCUGCGACCGUAGAAAAUGCCCGCAUUUACAACUCAAACUUGAUCCAACACGUCGGGAAGGGUACGCCCAAGAUACCUGGGAAGGAAGUGGAGACAUACAUCUUCUCACUGUUCAACGAAGACCAGAAGAAGCCCCCGGGGAUUGAAAACAACUGGGGGUUGUUCUACCCAGAUAAACGGCCUGUGUAUCCCAUCAAGUUCUAG
Molecule: messenger RNA, 951 nt
Organism: Spirodela intermedia
Lineage: Eukaryota; Viridiplantae; Streptophyta; Magnoliopsida; Alismatales; Araceae
Source: the annotation of a GenBank genome assembly